UUCCCCCACCACCAUCCCCAUGAAAUUUCUAGCCUUUCCAUCCAAUCCAAUCUCCCCCAAUUUAAACCCCCCAGAUGGAAACGAGAUCCACAGCCGCAUUCGACCCACCCACCAUUAAUCCAUACCCACUUUUCUUAAACCCUAUCUUCUCUUUUCUUCUCCCUCUUUCUCAAAUGGCGGUCGAGACUCCUCUGCUCGACCCGCCUCCCCCCGCAACCCGCCGGCAGCAAUGCGGCCUCAUACUCUCUUCUCUACUCAUUUUCUCAGUGGGUCUCCUAGCAUUUUCCGGCCACCGGAGCCAGCAGUCGCCACCCAUCUCUCCUGGAGCUGACCACCACCGGACGCCGCCGGCGAGAGGAGUCAGGGAAGGGGUGUCGGCGAAGUCGAGCCCGGGAUUCGUGGGAGAAGAAGAAGAAAGGGUUUCGUAUAACUGGACCAACGCCAUGUUCACCUGGCAGAGAACUGCCUACCACUUCCAGCCACAGCGUAAUUGGAUGAACGUUUCACUAGCUCCAAAAGAAAGGGACGGAAGGAAGAAGAAACGCUGCUAUUGGUCAAUUAUUUGUGAGAGGUUGCUGUUCCCUGUGGGGAUUGAACUGUACUGAUAUCAAUUGCUUUUUGUCGUCUUGUGCUGGUUGAUUCGACGGCUGCGAUUGAAUGGUUGGGUAUCCUUCUCCAGAUCCUGACGGCCCAUUGUAUCACAAAGGCUGGUACCACAUCUUCUACCAAUACAACCCGGACUCCGCCGUUUGGGGCAACAUCACGUGGGGUCACGCCGUCUCCCGCGACUUGAUCCAUUGGCUUCUCCUCCCGUUAGCCCUCGUCCCCGACCGCUGGUACGACGUUAACGGCGUUUGGACGGGUUCCGCCACCCGCCACCCGGACGGCAACAUCUACAUGCUCUACACCGGCAGCACAGGUAAUCUCACCCAGGUCCAAAACCUCGCCCACCCGGCCGACCCGUCCGACCCGCUCCUGCUCCACUGGGUGAAGAACGCGGCCAACCCGGUCCUGCUCCCGCCGCCUGGAAUUGGGCCGAAGGAUUUCCGUGACCCGACGACCGCGUGGCUGGGCCCGGAUGGGCUGUGGCGGGUCGCGAUUGGGUCCAGGGUCGAGAAGUUGGGCCUCACGCUCGUUUACAAGACCAGGGAUUUUCUGAGCUACGAGCUGCUGGAUCAUUACCUGCACUCGGUUCCGGGUACGGGUAUGUGGGAGUGCGUGGACUUUUUCCCGGUGGCGGUCAACGGGACGAAGGGGCUCGACACGUCGGCGGCCGGGGAAGGGAUCAAGCAUGUGCUGAAGGCGAGCUUGGACGAUACGAAGCUGGAUCAUUUCGCCGUUGGGACGUACGAUCCGGUGGAGGAUUUGUGGACGCCCGAUGACCCGAAAAACGACGUGGGAAUCGGGUUGAAGUACGAUUACGGAAGGUAUUAUGCUUCCAAGACGUUUUAUGAUCAGGAGAAGGAGAGGAGGAUACUGUGGGGUUGGAUUAACGAGACUGAUACUGAAUUCGAUGACCUCAAAAAGGGCUGGGCUUCCCUGCAGACGAUUCCGAGGACGGUGGUGCUGGAUGGCAGGACGGGAGCGGAUUUGCUGCAGUGGCCGGUGGAGGAGAUUGAGAGCUUGAGGCUGAGGAGUUACUGUUUUGAGGACGUUUUGGUUGGUCCUGGUUCUGUCGUCCCGCUACACAUAGGCUCUGCAACGCAGAAUUCGAUUCCAUUGCAGCUGGAUAUAAUGGCGGAGUUUGAAGUGGAGCUGAUAUCAGGGAAGAAAACCGACGAGGAGAACAGUUGCGACGGCGGCGCAGCGGAGAGAAGCAGCUUGGGACCGUUCGGGAUUCUAGCUCUGGCGGAUGCGUCGCUGUCGGAGCUCACCUCUGUUUUCUUCCGGCCAGUGCAAACCUCUGCCGACGCCGUCACAACUUACUUCUGUACAGACCAAACCAGAUCAUCUUUGGCACCAGACGUGUUCAAGGUCGUGUACGGUAGCUCGAUUCCGGUGGUGGGCGACGAGAAGCUGCAGAUGAGAGUGCUGGUGGAUCAUUCGAUCGUGGAGAGCUUCGGGCAGGGAGGGAGGAGAGUGAUCUCGUCCAGAGUUUAUCCAACCAAGGCCAUCUAUGGAGACGCCAGGCUCUUCUUGUUUAACAAUGCCACGGAUGUCAAUGUGAAGGUGAAGCUCAAGAUUUGGGAGAUGAACUCGGCUUUCAUUCGCCCUUACACCCACUAGACCAAUUGUGAUUAACUUCUUGUUUAUGGAUUUUAGUGGCCAAAAGCAGCUAGCUAAUUGUUGUACUAUUACCUGCAUAUAUAUAUAUACACCUCCCCAGAAACUGAGGUUUGAUUAUUCAGCUGAUUGGCCAACCAUCUUCAACUUCAAAUGUAACAGAAGAACCACCUCAGUAUUGUUCUGUUACAUCGACAAAAUCGUUAUACAAUCUACUGUCCAAAUUCCAUUUUACUAACCAAGAUUAUUACCGUUUCCAUGCUCAAAUUGCUGCGGAUUUCGAUCAUCUGUAUCUUGCUUUUCAGACCCUGCCCUGUAUCGUCCGUAUAAGUGAGAAGCAAAUCCCCAGAGGCACAACGCCAACGCCAUUCCCUUCUCGGCGUCAAACCCUUCACGCAAGAAAAUCACGGCGGAGACUUGUCGAACCGGGACUAGAAGACUGGUGACGAUGCCAGCCACUAGGGACGAAGAACACAGAACCAAUCCAAGGCUCCCAAUUAUCAUAACCUGAAGUCCAAUGGCUGCUAGAACUACAAUCAUGUAGUACUUCUUCUCCCCGAGGCCGAAUUCUGCUGCUUCCCUGGCUAGAUUCUGAAAGUCACCAUUGAUGAUCAUGGGGACGGCGCAGAAGAGGGUAGCAACCAUGGAUAUGACGAGCUGGACCUGCAACACGACGUCGUAAUCGACGGGGACACGAGCCUUCCCCUGAGUAUACUGAAGCAGAGUCAUGAACAGAGCAUGAGUGGCAGAGGCGGCAAUGGUCAUGAAGAAGCCCAACGCGUAUUUACCCUUCGAUUCCCCCUUGGGGAUGUCGCCGUCCAUGUGGAAUCCGAUGACCGCCGAGCCCAGCGUCAUCAAAACGACGGCGUUCACGGUGUAGUGGCUGAACCGCUGCUUCACUAUGAGGAAAGCGAAGGCGGCGGUGAAUGCCAGCUGGGAAGAGCCGACGAGGGAAGCGACGGAGACGGGGAGGUAGGCGGUGCCGAAGGAGUAGAGGUAACUGUUGAAGCCCAAUAGGAGGCCCAAAAGCCCACUCGCGGCGGCGAGCCGGGCCGGGAUGAGGAAACGGCGGCGUUUGUAGGAGACGGCGAUGGGGAGGAUUAGGAUUGGGAAGCCGGCGGUUACCGUGAAGGCUGAGAGCCACCGCUUGUGGCCGCCGUGGAGGAAGUACAUUCUGGAGAGGAGUUGGCCGCCAACUGCGCCGACGGCGAGUAGCGAGCAGUUUAGGAGGACGAGAAGUGUGUUUCUUCUUUCCUCGUGAUGUUUGCUUGCUUCUUCGUCCAUGUUAGCGUUUUUUGGUGAGAGCUCUGUAUCCCAUGGGAUGGAAACAGG
Linum tenue is the source of this 3555-nucleotide messenger RNA. NCBI's taxonomy places the organism in Eukaryota, Viridiplantae, Streptophyta, Magnoliopsida, Malpighiales, Linaceae. The record is from the annotation of a GenBank genome assembly.